AUGAACACUCCUGCUGCCUCCGAAAGUGGGCCUUAUUCCACAAACCAAAGACCCUUUUUUUAUGCACAUGCAACAGCACAACAGCGCUUCUCUAACCCAUGGCUCCUUGGCCCUGUGUACAACCCAUAUGGCAUUCCUACAGCAGGCAUAAGAAGCGGCAAUCCGUAUUUCCCAUUAUAUUCUGUUCCUUUCCACGAGUAUCCUGGAUACAUAGUCCCACAGCAUCCCAUGCAUGUAAGAGUUAACAGAAGACCUUAUUUUAACGGUCACCCACCCUCGCCCAUGUUUUAUCAGGCCACACGUUUCAGGCAUUAUGGCCCUGGAAAACGAACGGAGACCAAAGAAACACAGACUGAUGUUAAGCAGACUGACAGUAAAGCAAGAAAACAUCAGGACCACGGCAUAGAAACAAAAGGUUGUGAUGCUGGAAAUAUGGCCUGUGUCUCAUCUGCUGCUGGAAAAGGAAGUGAAAGUUCUUUAGAAACACCAGAGAUGAUUGUGUCUUCUCCUGUUUCAGACAGAGACUUUGCCAAGAGCUCUUCAAGUUCUGUACAGUUUCGAAGCCUUCCUCCACCAGGUUACGCCUUUGAGAAAGAAGAAGUUAGAAUAGAGUAUGCCAAUGAUGGUGCACCUUCCAUUCAACUAUGGAAGUCUGUCAAAGAAACAAUCCCUUUGUAUGAUGUGGCAAAGAAGGAGAAUGUAGUGCAAAGAGAUGUGUUUGCUCUGAGCUCUUGUGAAGAAGUCAUGUAUGGGUCUUCUGAACAGGGACAAUUGGUGCCCAGUAUUUCUUACCCAGAGGAGGAAAAGACUCUAGAAGAUAUGCAGGAAGAAGAGACUCAAUACAAAGCAAAGCUGGAUUCAGAAAAACAGGGAUCUACAAGUUAUAGAGUAAGCACUCCUGUAGAUGAUAGUGGAACAGUGCAACUGUCUGAAUCAGCCAGACCUGACCAGCCACUAACAAAGCAAGAUGUGCUAAUGUCCAAACGAUCCUCUGGUGUAAAGAGGUUGAGGAGUUCAAGAGCUCCUCCAGAUGUGUCAAACCUUGUUCAACAAAGGGAGCUAUUUCCAUCUGGCAUGGAAAUAACAAAAGAUUCCUAUUUCCCAAAGAAACUGAAUGAAAAUGGUGAUGUUACCAAUAAAGAUUGGGCAACUUCAGAAUCAAGUAUGUGGUGUAACGAGUCAGAAAAAUACCUUCCUUCUGAGAGCUGGUUGGCUUGUUUGGAUAAUACAGAUGCUAACUUAAACUAUGAAAAAUAUAUGUCCCGAAGAAAGCGCCCAAGUAUACUCAGUGUUACUUCUGAUGAGAUGUCUUCCAUUGAAGAAGAGUCAUCCAUUGACAAUGGAACCAUGCCUUAUUUUGUCCCUGACUACAUGCUUCAGAAGGGUAUGUGUACCUUCAAGAAAAGCACAGAGGGCUUGGGAAGAGAGAGAAUUAAAAGUGGGGGCUCCCUCAAUGAAGAUGAGGAAGUGGAAGGGCAUGAGAAAGCCAAUAUUGGUUAUAGCCAGAAUGUGAAAAAAUGUUCAAGAGUCAAGGCUAAAGAGAUCUCAAGUCGAACUAAAAAAAUAGACAAUAUUUUCAAGUCUUCUAGCAGUAGGCAGCUCUAUCCUCACAAGAAAAAGUCUUCAAAGAGCUUAUCUCCAUCAGAAGCUGAUGACUCUGAAGAAUACUGGGUAAAGGAACCAGAGGAGGAUGAAGAAGAAGAUGAUGAAGAAGACGAGGAGGAAGAAGAGAAGGAAUACUUGAUUCAAGAAGCUGCACCUUAUGGAAGUUUGAACCCUAGUAAAAGUAGCCUCUACUGGACAAGUGGCCAGAAGGUGUUCUGGAGAGUCCCUAAAAAUGUUGUGCCAGUGCAUGCUCUUAAUUUCCCAUUGCAAGAAAAAGUGAAAAUGUCGGGAGUGGCUACUAAAUUGAAGAAGGAGCGAAAGCAAGAUGAGGAACUCUGUGGUGAUUUCAACUUCAGCCUGAAGAGGCCUACAGCAAGCCAGCUAGAAAUGUUUGAACCCAGACGAAAUUUGACACGAUAUACAGAAGUACGACCUGUUGCUGCAGACAAUUGGCUUGUAGUAGAUUCACCAAAGAAGAAAGGGGUGCAUAAACCUCCACAUAAACGUAGAAAUACAAGACAUGAUGAAGACGUUCAAGAAUGGGAGAAGCCAAAAACAUCCCAUCGCAAGGGGCGUGAAACAAGGAGAUCUCUUUAUAAAAGAAGAUAA
Anolis sagrei ordinatus is the source of this 2214-nucleotide messenger RNA. RefSeq lists its product as uncharacterized. The record is from RefSeq and is a predicted model, not a curated record. NCBI's taxonomy places the organism in Eukaryota, Metazoa, Chordata, Lepidosauria, Squamata, Anolidae.